CUAAAAUAACAAUAUCCAGUCUGCGAUGUCUUUAGCAUAUACCCGUAUGUUCUAUACUUCUAUAUCUUCAAAAUAGUUUUCUCAUCUUUUGAACCCUUUUUGAUACAAGUCAAAGGUUAUAAGCUUAACUAAAACCAUUGAGCGAUUCGACUGACCUAAAUUUGAUACUAAGUCACUGACUUGCCAACCCGACAAGUGAAGUGUAACAUUUAUAAGAUAAGUUGAGAUAUUCAACGGGGAAGGUUACUUUGUGAAAAUACUAGAGAAUUAUAGUGUCAUUCUAUCUGCUGUUUUAAUUAUUCAAUUUCAUGGGAAGAGCUCUAAGUUGAUAUUUAAUACCGUGUGGAAUGAAAGAAAUAAUGUAGAAUCUAUUGAUUCUGCUCAGAGCAAACGUGACAAUGUCGAUGCAAGAGCAACGGGAAUUACUGUGAAAUAUCUUCAUAUACGGAUGUAUGGCAUAUGAUUAGUGCAUAUCAACAGCAUAUUGAACAAAAAAAACCACAUAAAUUCCUGCAGAGUAAAGUUUGGGACAGAUAUUUUUAAAAGGAAUAACACAAGCAUGAAAGUGUUAGCAAUUGAGCGCGUGCUUUCGUGACGCAAUGUUAACGUGUACGUAUCCGAAAGUUUACGUUAACGGCACGGUUACUGGGGAGACGGUGCAUGCGUUGUGCGACUUUAGUUGCUGUAAGACCGGAUGUUGCGCUGAGGACUGGUAUCAGCCCAAAGAGCUGUCCUUGGGCGAAUGGGUUGCCCUUGGAAUCGGUGUCUGCAUGCUGAUUCUUCUCCCAAGCAUCGUUGUCGUCCUUGUCUGUCUUGUACGGAGGCGGCGACGAGGGAUAGACGCCGGAGUUCUGGUCAAGACAGAGCCAAUUGAGGAACCGCCGACGACAUGCACCUACAUCGACGAACGGAUUUCUUCUGAAACUGACCUUGACAUGUGACACACCCACAUCCGGUCUAUCUUGAACAAAGAAAUCCAUGAAUUAAAUACUGACAUCUAACACCUGACUUUGAGAACUCCAACUAAUAAUGGCGCUUAAACGUCACGUGCUUUGAAACAUAUCACAUGUUCGCAAUACACUGCUAAUAAAGCAUGCGUUAAAUCCUAUUGUGUACUUACAUUUUAAUUAUUACCAUGUUCUGUGAGUGUAACAAGUAAA
This is a messenger RNA of Mya arenaria, 1160 nucleotides long. RefSeq lists its product as uncharacterized. NCBI's taxonomy places the organism in Eukaryota, Metazoa, Mollusca, Bivalvia, Myida, Myidae. Bases 600 to 941 code for a protein of 113 amino acids. The record is from RefSeq and is a predicted model, not a curated record. The transcript has 3 exons.